This is a messenger RNA of Zingiber officinale, 3028 nucleotides long. RefSeq lists its product as uncharacterized. The record is from RefSeq and is a predicted model, not a curated record. The coding region runs from base 7 to 1125 and encodes 372 amino acids. The transcript has 6 exons. Lineage: Eukaryota; Viridiplantae; Streptophyta; Magnoliopsida; Zingiberales; Zingiberaceae.
GGUGGGAUGCCUAUCCCUGCCCGUCGCCCGCUACCCGUUUCCUCUACGUUCUCCAUGGCCGCUGCUUCUCCUCUGACAUUCGCGGCGUCCUCCCUUCCUCUCUCAAAUCACGCCUCCGUCUCCGGCGAGGCCCAAUUCUUCUCCUCAUCGUUACGACGCCCGAUCCAUCCGAUCACCAUGAACGCUCGCACUGCUUCCCUCUCCCACCGAUUAGCUGAAUCCCUGGGCACAACUGAGGUCGGAGAGGAUUCUGGUGCCCCUUCUCCUCUCGAUGUGGAAGCAAAUGCCGAUAAGUUCAUCUGUAUUGAUGGAUCAUCGAACAACGUGAAAGGGCCAAUAACACAAUUUCCUUCUUCUCAAAUUGAAGCUUCCACGGUGUUGCAAGAGAAGUUAGUGAUAAGAAACACUAAUGGAGAGAAUCUUGUGGGAGUUAUACAAGAAGCUGGUUCUUCAGAGCUUGUAAUUUUAUGCCAUGGUUUUAGAUCCUCGAAAGAAAGCAAAACACUUCUUAACCUUGCUGAUGCUCUAGUAUCUGAAAACAUCAGUGUAUUUAGGUUUGAUUUUUCUGGGAAUGGAGAGAGUGACGGUACAUUUCAGUAUGGUAACUAUUGGAAAGAGGUAGAAGACUUGCGGGCUGUAACUCAGUUCUUCUCUGGGCAGAAUCGUGAAGUGCAUGCUAUUGUUGGGCAUAGCAAAGGGGGAAAUGUGGUCCUCCUAUAUGCUUCCAAAUUUCAUGAUAUUCAUAGAGUUGUUAAUAUUUCUGGUCGUUUUGGCUUGAAAAAAGGUAUUGAGGCUCGGCUUGGAAAGGAUUUUAUGGAAAGAAUAAAAAAGGAUGAGUUCAUUGAUGUUAUGGACAAGACGGGAAGAUUUAUUUAUUGUGUGACCAGGGAAAGCUUGAUUGAUCGUCUGAGCACAGACAUGCACGAUGCAUGUCUUUCAAUUGAUAAAAAUUGUAGGGUCUUGACAGUUCAUGGUUCAGAGGAUGAUGUUGUACCACAUGAAGAUGCUUUUGAAUUUGAUAAGUUAAUUAUUAACCAUAAGUUACAGAUCAUAGAAGGUGCCGACCACCGAUUCAUUUCACAUCAGAAUUAUUUAGCUAGAGUGUUAUUGGACUUCAUCAGAUAAAGUCAGGAGAAUGGUGCAGUGGGACAAGAAGCGUCCAUUGAUUUGAAUAGAUUUUCAAGCUUCCAUUUUCUAUAAAUUGUGAGGGAACUGAAGAUAUUUUGUCACUCAAGAAACACUAAUUGUUACUCUAAUUAGUAAUGGAAUCUCAUUGAACCUGUUGCCCAGAAAGUUAUGACAACAGGUGUCAUCUAUUGUACAAUGAUCUGGUGACUAGUAUGCUUUCUCGAAUAGGAUUGGUGCUGGAUUUAUUGUGUGAUGUAGUAUACUUCAAUGGUUCCCUUUUGGACAAGUUUAUGGUAUUUGAAACUGCCAGGGCCUUUAAGUUUUCAUUCAUCCCGGAAAUCUCAACUCUUUUGUAAUUUUCAUUGGUUUGUCUUGCAAUUUAAUGUGACUUUUGAUAGAUAUAUAAUGAAAUGUAGCAUACUUCAACUCUUGAGUUGUAGUAAUUUUCUUUAGCUUGUCAUUGAAGCACUAAAUUGCUGUAAAAUGAUCUUGAAGCAAAAUGUUUCCAUGGCCCUUUUGCAGUUUCCAAAACCUUUUUCUAAUGGUACUAGUCGGGACUUGUAGCAAACCCAACAAGUUUCUCUUGAUGCACACAGAAGCUAGGUCGUCCCCUGUUGAUGCUGGUCCUUUCUUUUUCCAAUGUCAGAAUGGCUGCAUCAUUUGGUUUCUCAUGUCCAUCUUUAAUGCUUCAUGUUGUUUAAAUUUCAUGGCCGUUUUGUUCUGUUAGAACUGACAGACUAUUCUACAUAAAUAGGCAUCCGAUCAUCCAAAUAAAGCAUCUGUCAUCUUAAGCAGAAAAUAUGAAGGGCAGUUUUGAUGUACAUACAACAGUAAACUUUGUGCACUGAUUGAUUAGGAACGAGAACAAAUUGGAACCGAAGACCAGAUUGCUGUUGAUUUGAGGUGAUUUUGUCGCUAGUACUCCGUGAGUUCAAAAUGUUCAAUUCAUGUACCUCUUUAUCUGUGCACCUAGCUUGCUAAUGUGUUUUCUUGUCCAUAAAAGCCAUGUGCAGUUGCUUGUUGUUAAUAUUAGGCGUGCUGGGGAUGCACCUCUGCAAUCAUCUACUGCCCAAAUGAUCGACAAGCUGAUGCUGCCUGGCAUUCAGCAGAUUUAGGCCUGGAGCUCAAGCUAGCUAUCACUUGAAGUCAAGUUCAUUUGGCUUUCUUCUUCGACAUUUUUGAUGUCUUGUCCUGAUACGGUUCUUGAAUAGACGCCAGCUAUAAUGCCUCAUUCUGCGAAUCAUUUGGCGGCAUGUUGUCUUUGCUGGCUUCCAUCAGUGCCAUUGAUCACAGGAUUCACUAGAAUUGAAAGGGAUAAUAUUUCUUUCUUGUGUUAUUUACUUGCUUAUAAUGCACAGUGUCAGACAAUUCCGUCCUCAAAAUUUGUCCCUAACUUCUUAACUUGUUUUUCACCCAGUAGAAGACAGGGGGUUCUCUCAAUAAAUGCACACCACUCCCAAUGAAUGCUCAUCGCGUUGUCUUCUUUUGAGCAGAGACAACCAGGUUUUGGACGGAAUGAAUUGCAUACGACAGGAAGUGGACCAGCAUCAUUGGUGCCAAAUUUGUUCCGAAGUGAUUGCAGAGGUACGGAGACUGUCACGAGAGGGGGGUUGGGUUUGCUUUUGGAGGCACUCCAUUUCUCCUCAUCUACGUGAACGAUUCUGACCUCUAUAAACCUUGAGCCAGACAUGUCUAAGUGAACAUCCUUACUCUGAAUCAUGAGGGGGCACCUUUGCAUAAAAGAAUGUCUUUAAUUUGGUGAAGUAAAGAGAUGUUCUUGGGUCCGUAAAACAUAACUGAAGUGAAGGAGUAUGGACAAAAUCAUUCAUGGCGUCACACCAAAUAGACGAAGCAAAGAAGGACAUUGUUUCAUCGAAGAAAAGAGAGGUGUAGGGACGGU